UGCCUCUCCAAUCCCCCACUCCCGUUCGCUCCUCUGCUACGCGGGGCUACGCUGCUGCUCUUCUUCAUCUCGUUCCCUUCCCCCCUCCCUUCUCCCUCCAAUAAUUCCCGCAAGCCCACAGGGAAAGGGGAGAGGAAUCUCCAUGACCCCGUCUCCCGCCGGGUUCGAGCCAGAUCUCCGGCGGGCCGGCCCCGCGCAGUAGCCGAUCCGAUGGGCGGGGAGGUGCCGGAGCCGCGGCGGCUCCACCGCGCGCUCAGCUUCGGCUGCGGCGUCCCCGACGAGGCGCUGCACCUCGUCAUGGGCUACGUCGACGGCCCGCGCGACAGGGAGGCCGCGUCGCUCGUGUGCCGCCGCUGGCACCGCAUCGACGCGCUCACCCGCAAGCACGUCACCGUCGCCUUCUGCUACGCCGCCGAACCCUCGCGGCUCCGCGCGCGGUUCCCGCGGCUCGAGUCGCUCGCGCUCAAGGGGAAGCCCCGCGCCGCCAUGUACGGGCUCAUCCCCGACGACUGGGGCGCGUACGCCGCCCCCUGGGUCGCCGAGCUCGCCGUGCCGCUCGACUGCCUCAAGGCACUCCACCUUCGCCGCAUGACCGUCACCGACGCCGACCUGGCCGCUCUCGUUCGCGCACGCGGCCACAUGCUGCUGGAGCUCAAGCUCGACAAGUGCUCCGGCUUCUCCACCGACGCCCUCCGCCUCGUCGCCCGCUCCUGCAGAUCCUUGAGAACGUUAUUUCUCGAAGAAUGCUUCAUUACUGAUAAAGGUGAUGAAUGGCUUCAUGAACUUGCUGCCAACAAUUCUGUUCUGGUAACAUUGAACUUCUACAUGACUGAACUCAAAGUGGCCCCAGCUGAUCUGGAACUACUAGCAAAGAACUGCAAAUCGUUGCUUUCUUUGAAGAUGAGUGAGUGUGAUCUUUCAGACCUGAUUGGUUUUUUUCAAAGAGCCAAUGCAUUGGAAGAUUUUGCUGGUGGAUCGUUCUAUGAGGUAGGAGAGCUCACAAAGUACGAGAAGGUCAACUUUCCGCCAAGAGUAUGCUUGUUGGGGCUUACGUAUAUGGGGAAAAAUGAGAUACCUGUUAUUUUUCCUUUUUCUGCAAGACUUAAGAAACUGGACUUGCAGUACACUUUCCUCACAGCUGAGGAUCAUUGCCAGGUUAUUUCAAAAUGUCCGAAUCUAUUUGUUCUUGAGGUGAGGAAUGUGAUUGGCGAUAGAGGGCUAGUGGUUGUUGGUGAUACAUGCAAGAAACUGCGGAGACUUCGAAUUGAGCGAGGGGAUGAUGAUCCAGGCCUACAAGAAGAGCAAGGAGGAGUUUCUCAGCUAGGCCUGACAGCUGUAGCUGUUGGUUGCCGUGACCUGGAGUACAUAGCUGCCUACGUGUCUGAUAUCACCAAUGGGGCUCUGGAGUCUAUUGGGACUUUCUGCAAAAAUCUUUAUGAUUUCCGGCUUGUCCUACUCGACAGACAAAAGGAGGUAACAGAUCUGCCACUUGACAAUGGUGUCCGUGCUCUGUUAAGGAGCUGCACCAAACUCCGGAGAUUCGCUCUCUACCUGAGACCGGGAGGGCUUUCUGACAUGGGCCUUGAGUACAUCGGGCAGUACAGUGGAAACAUCCAAUACAUGUUGCUGGGCAACGUUGGUGAAUCUGACCACGGAUUAGUCCGCUUUGCAAUGGGGUGCACCAACCUGCGGAAGCUUGAACUUAGGAGCUCUUGCUUCAGUGAGCGAGCUCUGUCCCUCGCUGUGCUCCAGAUGCCCUCGCUGAGGUACAUAUGGGUGCAGGGGUAUAGAGCGUCCCCAACAGGCGUUGACCUCCUCCUCAUGGCUAGACCCUUCUGGAACAUUGAGUUUACGCCUCCCGACAUCGUGCGACACGUGACAGCAGAUGGAGAACUCUGUGUGGAUAGGCAACCCCAGGUUCUUGCCUACUACUCCCUUGCUGGAAAGCGACCGGAUUGCCCUGGUUGGGUGAUUCCGUUGCAUCCAGAUGCAUGAUUGUAAAUACAUCAAGGUUGUAUGUACCUUAUAGCCCCUUUGUCCCUGGGGGCAACGAACAGCGUCCGGGCAUAGUAUGGUUUUGUACGGAACUACGGAUCUAGAUCGUUAGAUAGCUGCCUUUGUGCCGCAAUAAGCUAGUACUGUAGCUGAGGUGUUGUGCAAAUAAGUUGAUGUUGUCACUCGUACUAGUGUGUAAUUCCGGGAGGUAUAUACUAAGCUGCUAUGUGCACUGUAUGUAAAAUCCUGGGUGCUAAGCUGCUCUGUGUACUAUAUGUAAAAAACAUCUGGGAGGGUGUAUGCUAAGCUGUUCUGUGCUUUGAUCUGAGAGUUGUACUCCA
Molecule: messenger RNA, 2336 nt
Organism: Brachypodium distachyon (stiff brome)
Lineage: Eukaryota; Viridiplantae; Streptophyta; Magnoliopsida; Poales; Poaceae
Product: coronatine-insensitive protein homolog 1a
Exons: 3
Coding region: 211-1995 (594 amino acids)
Biological process (GO): SCF-dependent proteasomal ubiquitin-dependent protein catabolic process
Cellular component (GO): SCF ubiquitin ligase complex
Molecular function (GO): protein binding
Source: RefSeq, a predicted model, not a curated record